Molecule: messenger RNA, 1119 nt
Organism: Toxotes jaculatrix (banded archerfish)
Lineage: Eukaryota; Metazoa; Chordata; Actinopteri; Toxotidae
Gene: snf8
Product: SNF8 subunit of ESCRT-II
Exons: 8
Coding region: 311-1087 (258 amino acids)
Biological process (GO): protein transport to vacuole involved in ubiquitin-dependent protein catabolic process via the multivesicular body sorting pathway
Cellular component (GO): ESCRT II complex
Source: RefSeq, a predicted model, not a curated record
GGAGGAAGUAGUUUAUUUCCUACCAAACAAAAUGGAAACACUUGUUUUGAAUUUGCUUUAAAUGUCCCGAAAUAUUCCAGAUAUUUUGUCUUUUUCGUUCUUUUCUCGACUUUAAUGUAACAGCGGACUGUUACUGUGAUUAUAUAAAGAGUUUGGAGAAGUUAGUUUGAGGGGAGAACCGUGAAUGUCGGUGAACUACAGUCACUACAACAACAAAUAUCCUCGCAGCUAGCUUCGUGCUAACGUGCUGCGAUAAACAAGCUCAUAAUUUAGAUUUUAUUUUUAAACUUAAGACCGGACAGAAGCCAAAAUGCCUCGGAGAGGUGUUGGAGCGGGAGCUAUUGCCAAAAAGAAGCUGGCAGAGGCCAAAUAUAAGGAAAGAGGAACUGUUCUUGCAGAGGAUCAGAUAGCCCAGAUGUUCAAGCAGGUGGAGACCUUCAAAUCAAACCUGGAGGAGUUUGCCAGCAAGCACAAACAAGAAAUCCGGAAGAACCCACAGUUCAGGGUUCAGUUUCAGGAAAUGUGUGCCACCAUCGGAGUUGACCCACUUGCCUCUGGCAAAGGUUUUUGGUCUGAGAUGCUCGGAGUUGGUGACUUCUAUUACGAGCUCGGCGUACAGAUCAUUGAAGUGUGCCUGGCCCUGAAACACAGAAACGGAGGGCUUAUUACUUUGGAUGAACUCCAUCAGAGAGUACUGAAAGGAAGAGGGAAAUACGCCCAGGAUGUGAGCCAAGAUGACUUGGUGAGAGCCAUAAAGAAACUGAAGGUGAUGGGGAAUGGUUUCGGGAUGAUUCCUGUUGGUGGUUCUUACUUGGUGCAGUCAGUCCCAGCAGAGCUCAACAUGGACCAUACUGUAGUUCUACAACUGGCCGAGAAAAAGGGAUACGUCACAGUGAGUGAGAUCAGGGACAGCCUGAAGUGGGAGAAGGAGCGGGCGUCUCAUGUCCUGGAUCACCUGCUGAAAGAAGGCCUGGCCUGGUUGGAUUCUCAGGCAGCUGGAGAGUCGCAGUACUGGCUGCCUGCUCUCUUCUCUGAGCUCACGUCCCGUGAUAUCACACCAGAGGAGGCCAAUCAGAUGACACCUUAAAAAAAACAAAAAAAUCAUGGGGUGGACCUGGA